Messenger RNA from Neltuma alba, 901 nucleotides. Its product is annotated as probable glutathione S-transferase. Gene Ontology annotation, biological process: glutathione metabolic process. The record is from RefSeq and is a predicted model, not a curated record. Gene Ontology annotation, molecular function: glutathione transferase activity. Lineage: Eukaryota; Viridiplantae; Streptophyta; Magnoliopsida; Fabales; Fabaceae. Gene Ontology annotation, cellular component: cytoplasm. The transcript is spliced from 2 exons. The coding region runs from base 55 to 714 and encodes 219 amino acids.
UCUCUCAAUCGUUAUUUCUUCUUUAGCAUUUGGUUAUUGUUUUAUCCUGCAGCAAUGGCACAUGAGGUGACUCUGUUGGAUUUCUGGCCAAGUCCCUUUGGGAUGAGAGUUAGAAUUGCACUUGCUGAGAAAGGUAUAAAGUAUGAGUAUAAAGAUGAGGACUUGAGGAACAAGAGCCCUCUACUUCUUCAAAUGAACCCGAUUCACAAGAAGAUCCCUGUUCUCAUUCACAAUGGCAAACCAAUUUGUGAGUCUCUUAUUGCUGUGCAGUACGUUGAUGAGGUCUGGAACACCAAAUCCCCUCUUCUCCCAUCCGAUCCUUAUCACAGAGCCCAAGCUCGAUUCUGGGCCGACUUCGUUGACAAGAAGAUAUAUGACGUGGGAAGGAGAGUAUGGACUACCAAAGGAGAAGAACAAGAAGCUGCAAAGAAGGAGUUCGUGGAGUACCUGAAGUUGUUGGAGGAACAGUUGGGAGACAAGCCCUACUUUGGAGGGGACAAUCUUGGAUACGUGGAUGUAGCACUUGUUCCAUUCUUCAGUUGGUUUGAAGCCUAUGAGACAUUUGGUAACUUCAAGAUAGAGGCUGAGUGCCCCAAAUUCAUUGCUUGGGCCAAAAGAUGCAUGCAGAAAGAGAGUGUGUCCAAGUCUCUUCCUGAUCAGCACAAGGUCUAUGAGUUUGUGCUUCAGAUGAGAAAGAGGUUUGGAAUUGAGUAGAUUCAUAGGAGACAAAUGAUCGGCUUCACGUUCUGAAUAGUAGUUUUAUAAUAAUAUUGCACUUUGGUGGGUCAUGCCGCCUGUUCUGUUAGUGGGGUGUUUGUAGCCGUUGAAUUGGUACUUGGUCUCCGUUAUCCCCCUUUGUGUUGCCAGUCAUUUUUAUAUUGUAGUACCUUUCCCUGCAUGU